AUGGCGGUUCCUCUCGGCUCGUCCUCAGGCCUGGAGGCCAGGCGGGCUGUCUCCUGGCGCCAGGCCGACCACCUGGUCACCGAAUCUUCUCAUCGGGCCGAUGCGAGCCGAGCUGGAGCUAAACGGCUCGUGGCUUCCGGGCACCUUCGGCCAUUCGUGGCAGUCUUCGCCUCCAGCACGGCCGCUGCGGUCAGCAUGCGGUCUGCACGGAGGCCGCUGCUGCGGUCGCUGCGCACUGGCAAGGCGACACCGACACCCCAAGAAGGCAGUGAAAAAGCUGCCUUUUGGUCCAUCUGCCUCGUGGCAGUGUACAUCAGUUGCGACGUGGGUGUGAACCUCUGCAGCGAGGCUGCUUCCCAAGGCUAUCAGAAGGCCAGUGCCGUGCUGGUCACCUCUCUGGUCUCUGCGGUCAUCGGUGCCGUUUGGGCAGUUCGACAUGAUGGAUGGAGGGGGGUGCAACAGUGCAUGGCGCCGGAGAAUGUCUUCUAUCGUUCCAACUUUUUUGCUUCUGUGUUGUUUGCCUGUUCGAGCAUCUCGCUCCUGAAGGCCUUUGAGAAACAGAGUGCUGCUUUCAUCAAGCUAGUGGGCCAGUUGAAGCUACCGCUGGCGGCCUUUCUGGCGCGGUACUUCCUCGGCAAGAGGUACUCCCUGGCCCUCAAAUUGAACAUUUGGACUAUCUCCUGUGCUUGUGGGGCCAUCGUGGUCCUGCGGACCAACUUGAACUUUUGGGGCAUUUUCAAUAAGCUCAAGUAUAUCCUCUUCAUGGUGAUUAGCAACGUGGGGGCCAACCUGGCUGCAGAGAGCAGUCUGAAGCGGCCAAAUGCAUUGCCUUUUCACGUGAUUAUGACAAACAUGAGGAUCGGAGAAAUCAUUUGCACCCUCGUGUUCCUCUUUGGGUACAACCUCCUGCAGCGACUCCAACAUGAGUCCUCCUUCUCCUGGAACAUCUUCAGUGGAUGGGACCAGACGAUCCUACUGGUGGUAGGAAGUCAUGUCCUCGACACCUGGAUCACUGCUUUGAUGGUGAAGCGGUUGUCUUCGGUCCACAAGUAUGUCGUGAAAUGCUUUACUAUGGUGGUCCUCUUCGGCAUCACAUGGUACCGUGGGAAACGAUCCUGGACGUUGGCAGAGGUGCUGGUAGCUGUGAUGAUCGUUUUGCUGACGCUGCAGUUCGCCGCCUUGUCGCACGAGGACAAGAAAAACGCAGCCUGGCGAAGUGAUACCGCGCCGUGA
Molecule: messenger RNA, 1233 nt
Organism: Symbiodinium sp. CCMP2456
Lineage: Eukaryota; Dinophyceae; Suessiales; Symbiodiniaceae
Source: the annotation of a GenBank genome assembly